Molecule: messenger RNA, 3344 nt
Organism: Condylura cristata (star-nosed mole)
Lineage: Eukaryota; Metazoa; Chordata; Mammalia; Eulipotyphla; Talpidae
Gene: PRKCI
Product: protein kinase C, iota
Exons: 18
Coding region: 188-1978 (596 amino acids)
Biological process (GO): protein phosphorylation
Molecular function (GO): diacylglycerol-dependent serine/threonine kinase activity; ATP binding; protein binding
Source: RefSeq, a predicted model, not a curated record
UGGGAGGAGCCGCGCGGUUCCGGCUGUCCGGACGAGCGACCCUUAGGUCCGCGCCGCGGGCGGGUGGACAGGUAGGCGAGCGGGCGGCCGAGCCGCUGAGAGAGGCUUGGGUAGCGGAGUCCCCCCGCGGCGCCCGGCGCGCCCCCCGCACCCUCGGCCUCGGGCGUUGAGGCGGGGGAGUAAGGAGAUGCCGACCCAGAGGGACAGCAGUACCAUGUCUCACCCGAUCGCAGGCGGCGGCAGCGGGGACCAUUCUCAUCAGGUCCGGGUGAAAGCCUACUACCGCGGGGAUAUCAUGAUAACACAUUUUGAACCUUCAAUCUCCUUUGAGGGCCUUUGCAGUGAGGUUCGAGACAUGUGUUCUUUUGACAACGAACAGCUCUUCACCAUGAAAUGGAUAGAUGAGGAAGGAGACCCAUGUACAGUAUCAUCUCAGUUGGAAUUAGAAGAAGCUUUUAGACUUUAUGAACUAAACAAGGACUCUGAGCUCUUGAUUCAUGUAUUUCCUUGUGUACCAGAACGUCCUGGAAUGCCCUGUCCAGGAGAAGAUAAAUCCAUCUACCGCAGAGGUGCACGCCGCUGGAGAAAACUUUAUUGUGCAAAUGGUCACACUUUUCAAGCCAAGCGUUUUAACAGGCGUGCUCACUGUGCCAUCUGCACAGACCGAAUAUGGGGACUUGGACGCCAGGGAUAUAAGUGCAUCAACUGCAAACUCCUGGUUCAUAAGAAGUGCCACAAGCUUGUCACAAUUGAAUGUGGGCGGCAUUCUUUGCAAACAGAACCACUCAUGACCAUAGAUCAGUCAUCCAUGCAUUCAGAACAUGCACAGACAGUAAUUCCAUAUAAUCCUUCAAGUCAUGAGAGUUUGGACCAAGUUGGUGAAGAAAAAGAGGCAAUGAACACAAGGGAAAGUGGCAAAGCUUCCUCCAGUUUAGGUCUUCAGGAUUUUGAUUUACUCCGGGUAAUAGGAAGAGGAAGUUAUGCCAAAGUACUAUUGGUACGACUGAAAAAAACAGAUCGUAUUUAUGCAAUGAAAGUUGUGAAAAAAGAGCUUGUCAAUGAUGAUGAGGAUAUUGAUUGGGUACAGACAGAGAAGCAUGUUUUUGAGCAAGCUUCCAACCAUCCUUUUCUUGUUGGUCUGCAUUCUUGUUUUCAGACGGAAAGUAGAUUGUUCUUUGUUAUAGAGUAUGUUAAUGGAGGAGAUCUAAUGUUUCAUAUGCAGCGACAAAGAAAACUUCCUGAAGAACAUGCCAGAUUUUACUCUGCAGAAAUCAGUCUAGCAUUAAAUUACCUUCAUGAACGAGGGAUAAUUUAUAGAGAUUUGAAAUUGGACAAUGUAUUGCUGGACUCUGAAGGACACAUUAAACUUACUGACUACGGCAUGUGUAAGGAAGGAUUACGGCCAGGAGAUACAACCAGCACUUUCUGUGGUACUCCCAAUUACAUUGCUCCAGAAAUUUUAAGAGGAGAAGACUAUGGUUUCAGUGUUGACUGGUGGGCUCUUGGAGUACUAAUGUUUGAGAUGAUGGCAGGAAGGUCUCCAUUUGAUAUUGUUGGGAGCUCUGAUAAUCCUGAUCAAAACACAGAGGAUUAUCUCUUCCAAGUUAUUUUGGAAAAACAAAUUCGCAUACCACGUUCUCUGUCUGUAAAAGCUGCAAGUGUCCUGAAGAGUUUUCUCAACAAGGACCCAAAGGAACGGUUGGGUUGUCAUCCUCAAACAGGAUUUGCUGAUAUUCAGGGGCACCCAUUUUUCCGAAAUGUUGAUUGGGAUAUGAUGGAGCAAAAGCAGGUGGUACCUCCCUUUAAACCAAAUAUCUCUGGGGAAUUUGGUUUGGACAACUUUGAUUCUCAGUUUACUAAUGAACCUGUCCAGCUCACUCCAGAUGAUGAUGACAUUGUGAGGAAGAUUGAUCAGUCUGAAUUUGAAGGUUUUGAGUAUAUCAAUCCUCUUUUGAUGUCUGCAGAAGAAUGUGUCUGAUCCUCAUUUCUCAACUUUGCAUUUUGCUGUGUUGCUCUUUAAUGCAUGGAUAAAGUUUCCAGCCUGGAUACAGUGAACCAUUUUAUAUUUGCCAUCGACCAAAAAGCACUCAUUAUUAUCUUCUGUUGUUGACAAAUGAGUCAAUUAUACAUUUGCAUUUAACUAUGAAAAAAAAUUGAAAACUAGUUUCCAGACAACUGUGUCAAAAUUUAGUUACACUGGUAAUCCAGCAGCCUACUGAUGAGUAACGAAAGUGUCUCUUUCAUUUAAAAGAAAUUCUUACCACUGCUUAAAAAAAGGUAUCUGAUGCAUUAAGUGGGAUUACAUCAUAAGCCUCAUGAUUUUUUUAUUCUUUGGUAAGUCAUUUAAGUAAAUUAAGUCAUUUCAUUGGCUUUUAAUUUUGGAAUAAAAGAUUAAUUCAAAGUACAACAACUUGUUUUAUCAAUUAUAGUUUAAGUUCUUUGUGUUUAAAAACUCAGCAAUAAUUUUUUAUUGUCUUGAAUCGUUAAAUUAAUGGUUUUUAAGACAACACUUAUUGGUACUAAAAGGUAUUGUUUCCUUGGAAUUAAGAAAUGCAGAUUCCCUUUGAGGAAAAGCACAGGCUUUUGUUUGUUUUUUAAAUAGCUUUUAAAUCAUCAGCUGAUUUUGAAAAACUGAUAUGAUUUAUGUGUAUAUUAAAGGGUUAGCUUCUGAGUUUGUCAUUUUAGCCAGAACUUUAACUAGGGUAAUGAUAAAUGUAGUCCAGAGAACCCAGGCUGUUGAAUAGAACAUUUCUCAGUAGAUAGAAAGGAAAAAAUAGAAUUUUGAAAUAGAUACAGGAAAAUGAAAUGGUAAUAUUUAUUUCCUUAGUGGAAACUUGACAGUCGCUUUUGUGAUUUGACUUAAAUAGUAAGGAAGCAUUUACUUGUUUUCAAACUUAUAAGCUCAUUCCAGUUAUCCAGUAGAGACAGAAGGUAUAUUUUUUUCCCUUAAAAUUUAGUGUACAAGAAAAUAAUUUAUCUUCCAAAUAUUGUCUUAAUAAACUCACUUCUUUCCCAAAGCUAUGCUAUCCAUGUUUUUGGACCCUGUUUGUGGGUUUUUCAGUGAAAUCCAAGAAAAAUAAUAAACAUGAAUAAAUGUUCAGGACACACACAUGUACCCAUAGACAUCAUAGUUCUAGCUCCUUAUGUGAGUUUUUAAGUAAAUAACAUAUGUAAUGCAGAAUGGAAUACAUUUCAGGGGCAGAGUUCUUCAGAUUAUUUUUUAUUAAUAUUAAUGUUUAGCAAUUUAUUAUUUAAAUAUAUCAGAGAUAGCAUCCUUUUUUAAAUAUUUUUUAUAAGAAAGGAUUUAACCAUGAUCAUUUAAAUUACAAUUAUCCAAUCUUAGU